Messenger RNA from Crotalus tigris (Tiger rattlesnake), 903 nucleotides. RefSeq names its product gem nuclear organelle associated protein 6 (gene GEMIN6). The record is from RefSeq and is a predicted model, not a curated record. The transcript is spliced from 3 exons. The coding region runs from base 169 to 672 and encodes 167 amino acids. Gene Ontology annotation, biological process: spliceosomal complex assembly; spliceosomal snRNP assembly. NCBI's taxonomy places the organism in Eukaryota, Metazoa, Chordata, Lepidosauria, Squamata, Viperidae. Gene Ontology annotation, cellular component: nucleus; SMN complex.
UUCUUCCAUUCAGUUCCGUCUCGUCUUGAAAGGCUCCUCAGAACAACCGGCUACGGAAGGGGAAUAAAGAGGCCCCGGGAACGCAGUGCAUUCUGGGUCCCAGAAAGGACGGCCCGGCCGGAGCAUGGCGGCAUCGAGCUGUCUUUAAAGGUUCAGUAAAAAGGAAAUAUGACUGAAUGGCAGAGGAAAACUCCUUUGGAAUGGCUAGCUUUUGUGGAUAAAGAAGUCAAAGUACUGGCUGCUGAGAAACACCAAUAUAAAGGAUGGGUUUUAACAAUUGACCCAGUUUCUGCCAACAUUCUUCUGGCAAAUCCCCUCGAGAAUGGAAAAGUAUCUGUUUUAGUUGUUUUAGGACAUGCUGUGCAAAAUAUUGAAAUAGUGACCGAAAGAGAUGAUAAAAUCAAAGAAAAACUUGCUUAUCUCUUCAUGGCUGGAAAAAGUCAAACUUAUAAUCAAGAAGAGCUGGACAGAAAGAAAAACUCCUUGAAGAAUUGGCUGGAGAAAAACCACAUCCCUGUAAUAGAACAAGGAGAAUCACAACCAACGCUGUGUGUGGCAGGUGUAUUAACCAUUGAUCCACCAUAUGGACCAGAAGAUUGCAAUAGCUCUAAUGAAAUAAUUUUGUGUAGAGUUCAAGGAUUGAUUCAAAACUAUCUUGCACUUCAGCAGUGAGGCAUAUACAUUUCAUUACACUUAAAACACUUAGCAGUUUAAUUAAAAGUAGGAAUACUUAAUAGUUAAUGGUCAGCCAGUGUUUCCAAAUUUUGUUUUGUAUACAAAUAGCAAUUGUAGCAGCUGUGCUAGUUUUUUAUAUAUUUUUAUAUAAAAAUAUUUUGACUUUUCCCCCUGAAGUUCCUGCAAAGUUGAUUUGUAUAUAUAAAAUAAAGUUAAAAAUAUGUCACA